Klebsormidium nitens is the source of this 2402-nucleotide messenger RNA. The record is from the annotation of a GenBank genome assembly. NCBI's taxonomy places the organism in Eukaryota, Viridiplantae, Streptophyta, Klebsormidiophyceae, Klebsormidiales, Klebsormidiaceae.
GAUUGUGGGAAGCGUCUGGUUGCAGGCGCACCGCGGGCGUCAUGCUUGGAAAUGGCAAGGAAGUUGAUUUCAGUGGAAGUUCUGGACAUUUUGCAGGAGGAAACCAGCAGGUUGCAAGAAGGCCGGAGCAACUUCCAACCAUCUACGAAAGGGCGGCGAGGCUUGGGGGGGAGCAGCCUUUGAGGUGGCUUCUUGGGGAAAAGAAACCUUUCUGAUGCUUUUUAAAAAGAUUUUAGAGACAAAGCCGGUUUCGUUUGGUGGAAGGAAAAGCAGCAUCAACUAAUGUUGGUCGCAAGUAGACGGAGCACAGAAGGAUCUGAUUGACCAGACUUUGCCCCUGACCUUUCUGAUUUAGCUUCAAACUGUCUUAAGGGGUCUGGACACAUAUGGCAUCGUCAGCGUUUCUGGCUACGCAGCCGGCAGGGUCGUUGGCCGCUGGCUUCCAUAGAGGGAAGUUUGCAGCAGCCAACGUGCUUCAAGAUCUUCAAAGGCUUGAUCUCCGGACGCCUCUCCACUCUCUCCGCCCUCACAGAGGCCCCCAUGCGCACCCUUCAGCGCCAGUUCCUUUCCAAACCGAAUCCCUUAUUAGCUGCCAGUCCGCAUCUAGUGGUAAUGGUGCAGUUACAGCGCAGGAAAGUAGGUCUGAAUCAACAGACAAUGGGGCGGCAGUGCCUGUGCUUGAGCCCGGCAAAGUUGGGGAAAGGCUCGCCGAUGCGCCGGCAAACGGAACGCCAACCUUCAAAGCCAGGGUUUUGGAGCCUGAGGAGCUCUUCUUUGUGAGCGAGGCAGAUGGGACUGAUCUGGACCAACCGACGCCCGGGUUUGACAGCAUCAAGGAAGCAGUCGAGGCAAUCCGGCAAGGGAAGUUUGUGUUGGUGGUCGAUGAUGAGAACCGCGAGAACGAGGGUGACCUCAUCAUGGCGGCCUCGCACACGACCCCUGAAGAUAUUGCCUUCAUGCUCAAGCACACGACGGGCUACAUCUGCGUGGGGAUGAAAGGGGAUAUGCUGGACCGAUUGGAGCUGCCACUGAUGGUCAAGCCGGAGGAGAACGAAGAGGUGGAGCGGACAGCUUUCACUGUGACGGUGGAUGCAAAGCAGAACACGUCCACCGGCAUCUCUGCCUCCGACCGCGCAAACACGCUCAGGGCCCUGUGUGACCCCGACUCAAAACCAGAGCACUUCCGGCGGCCGGGACACAUUCUACCGCUGCGGUAUCGGGAAGGGGGGGUCCUCAAGCGGGCGGGCCACACGGAGGCGGCGGUGGACUUGGCGGACCUUGCGGGGCUGCCUCCCGCCGGCGCGCUGUGCGAGGUGGUCACGGCGGACAAACUAGGCAUGGCGCGCCUCCCGGAGCUCAAGGCGCUUGCGGCCAAGGAAAACCUGCCCCUUAUUUCCAUCUCAGACCUGGUUCGGUACAAGCGGAAACGGGAGCAGCUCGUUGUGCGCACCGCAGUCGCGCGGCUGCCGACCGAGUUCGGACGGUUUCAGGCGUAUGCGUACCGGUCCAAGAUCGAUGGCAUCGAGCACACGGCGAUCGUGAAGGGUGACAUUGGGGACGGGCUGAACGUGCUGGUGCGAGUGCACAGCGAGUGCCUCACGGGCGACAUCUUUGCGAGCCGGCGAUGCGAUUGUGGCAAUCAGUUGCAUCUAGCGCUGCGGAAGAUUGAGGAGGCGGGCCGGGGCGUGGUGGUAUACUUGCGGGGUCAGGAGGGGCGGGGAAUUGGGUUAGGCCACAAACUGCUGGCGUAUAAUCUGCAAGAUAAGGGCAGGGACACCGUGGAAGCGAACGUGGAUCUGGGGCUGCCCAUCGACUCUCGAGAAUAUGGAGUCGGCGCGCAUAUACUGCGAGACAUCGGCGUCCGUACGAUGAGGUUGAUGACGAACAAUCCUGCUAAGUUCCAGGGACUUCGGGGUUAUGGCCUUGCGAUCACUGAACGAGUUCCAGUCACGGGACCCAUCAACGCUGACAACGAGCGGUACAUGACGACUAAAAGGAUAAAGAUGGGCCAUUUCUAUGGAGAGUCAAAAAGCCUAGAAUCCCAAAUCCAGCGACUUGCGCAAUACAACAGUGACGAUGAGAGUUUAAACCCGCCUUCCUAAAGACAUAGGUAACCAUGGUUUGCCGCACCGCUUGCAUAGUCAUUGUUUUUGCACAAGCUUUGUCGGACAUGAGUAGUCAGUACUUUCUUGGUAUUCAAGGUAAACUUUCACAUUCGAGAGUGUUUUCAGUCAGUAUUCGUUAGGAAGAGGUCUCGGAGAGGACGUAGCAAUGCGAGAAGUUGCAACGAGCUUGACAGCUCUAUGAACAUAGAUACAUUAUUUGAGUACAGUGACGGGCACAGUUGGUCUUCACCGAUGAACCUCAUUAAGUGCCCAAGCCGACAUGCCACAAGCAACUGG